AUGCAGAGACUAGGACUUCGCAGAUACAACUGCAAGAAACAGAGGAGCAUUACACUGGGGAAAGAAGUAAGUAAACGUGGGACACACCCUGUUCUGGUUUAUGCUGGCACCUCGUAUUCCUUCGCCCUCGCGCGUAGAGGUGCUCGGCACGACUCUUGUAUUUGCAUAGGAUGUGAGAAAAGUGGAGCGUGGAAAAGUAUGAAGGUGAGAGGUGAAUUUCCUUCCGAUCCUCGUGACAUGCAGCAUGUGUGCGAGGCUAAAAAUAAGGCAGAGGAGAUCGCUACUUGA
Molecule: messenger RNA, 288 nt
Organism: Strongylus vulgaris
Lineage: Eukaryota; Metazoa; Nematoda; Chromadorea; Rhabditida; Strongylidae
Source: the annotation of a GenBank genome assembly